UCAAUACCACCACAAUGGCAUUGUCCACUUGUACCACCAUAGCUCCCAUUGUUGCCUAUCUAGUCCUCCUCCUCACCCCAAUCUCUUAUUCUUCACCACUCGUCAUUAGAAAUGUUGUUGAUGAUGAACGCAUCUCCAGCUCCAUCUCAGAAAAGGAUAUUGAUCUUCUUGAAUUUCCCCUAAAUUUAGAGUAUCUUGGGGCUGAGUUUUUCCUUCAUGCCUCAACGGGUCAUGGCUUGGAGAGAUAUGCUCCCAAUUUAGCCUCAGGAGGUCCACGACCCCUGGGUGCUAAGAAGGCUAAGCUUGACCCUUUAAUCAGAGAUGUUAUCGAGCAAUUUGCAUGGCAAGAUGUGGGACAUUUGAGGGCAAUUAAGCAGACGGUAGAGGGAUUUCCUAGGCCAUUGUUAGACUUGAGGGCAGAAUCAUUUGCAAAAGUUAUGGACAAGGCAUUUGGGCGAUCACUAUCUCCACCUUUCGACCCUUACGCCUCUGGAAUAAACUUCCUCAUCGCUUCUUACAUGAUCCCCUAUGUUGGUCUCACAGGAUAUAUUGGAACAAACCAAAGACUCAAAGGCUCUGCUUCCAAGCAGCUCGUUGCAGGGCUUCUGUCAGUGAAAUCUGGGCAAGAUGCAGUUAUCCGAGGAUUACUAUACGAGCGAGCAUUAGAGAAGGUGCAACCAUAUGGGAUAACUGUAGCAGAGUUCACAGAUCGCCUUUCAGAUCUAAGGAACAAACUAGGAGAUAGGGGUCUAAAAGAUGAAGGGCUUAUAGUUCCCAAGUACAAGGGUGCAGAAGGCAAGAUUAGAGGCAAUGUGCUUGCGGGAAACCAGGACUCGGUGGGAUUUGCAAGAUCACCUAGGGAGAUUUUGAGAAUUGUGUACGGCGGAGGUAAUGAACAUUCUGCUGGAGGUUUUUUCCCUCAUGGAGCUAAUGGUCGCAUUGCUAGAUCUUAUCUUCGUUAGAUUUCGUAAAAUUUUGCGACUAUAUCGAGACGUACAAUAAUCAUAAUGGGUACUGUUGAGUAUUCAUUGUUUGGACUUGAUGAUCUUCUUUA
Manihot esculenta (cassava) is the source of this 1054-nucleotide messenger RNA. Its product is annotated as desiccation-related protein PCC13-62. The transcript is spliced from 3 exons. Bases 15 to 962 code for a protein of 315 amino acids. Lineage: Eukaryota; Viridiplantae; Streptophyta; Magnoliopsida; Malpighiales; Euphorbiaceae. The record is from RefSeq and is a predicted model, not a curated record.